GAGAAUAGCCCGGAUGCAGGACGGCGGAGACGCGUCGUUUCCAUGGCAACCGGGUACUGGUCGCUGCCGUGCAGGUGCCGGGGUUUCCCUCUGCUCAUUGUCGGAGCUUAGAAAGAGAGGAGAGCACCUCCGGCCAUCUUUGUGACCCCGCCGCUGCGACUUACACAGGCAGGCGGGAAUAAAGCGGGGGCGAAGGGAAGGUGAUACGUGGAUGUUUAAGGUGGGAGAGAGGGUAAAGGUGUAAAUGUCAGGGACAACUGGGAGGAAAGGUACUCCAAGAAGCGAGUGAAGUGACUUUGUGUGGGCGUUUCAUCCUUCCAAGUCUGGGGUCCACGGAGCCUGGCGCUGGCCGGGGAGCCUGGCAGUUGAGCUUCGCUUCGCGUUGUGUGGGGGAAACCCUUCUGAGGCAUUAUCCUUUAACAAACAGAAAAUGGAUGAAAAUAAAGAUCCUGAUUCAAAAGACAGUGGAGAAUAUGAAGAUGAUUUUGAAAAGGACCUGGAAUGGUUAAUUAAUGAAAAAGAAAAAAGUGGCGCCAGCAUAGUAGAGAUGGCUGGUGGGAAUGAAGAGAAUAUUAACCAAGACUUAAAACAGAAUGAAACAGAAAUAGAACACACUGAACAGCUUUCUGAUCCUAACAAAUCUUUGAAGGAUGAGGGUUCAUUAAGAAGAAAUGACUUCAUUUCUGUACCAAGUUUCCAACCUCUGGAUCCCAUAUCAGAUUCAGACAGUGAAAACUCCUUACAGGAAUCCAAACUGGAAAGCCAGCAAGACCUGGAGGAAGAAGAGGAUGAGGAAGUAAGGAGAUACAUUAUGGAAAAAAUUAUACAGGCCAACAAACUUCUACAAAAUGAAGAACCUGUGAAUGAUAAAAGGGAACGGAAACUUAAGUUCAAGGACAAAUUAGUUGAUUUGGAAGUUCCUCCUCUGGAAGACACUGAUACAGGCAAAAAUCAUUUUGAAAAUGAAAGUAAUGUGUCUGGAAAACUGUCACAAUUAUGUAUUUCCAAUGAAUUUGGACAAGAAAAUGUGCUCCUAUCACUUACUGAUGCAAGGUGUGAAGAAAACAAGGAUAGGAAAAUACUGGUAGAGAGAGAUGGAAAAUUUGAACUUCUGAAUUUACAAGACAUUGAGAGUCAGGGGUUUUUGCCCCCCAUUAAUAAUGCUGAUAGUACAGUGGAAAAUGAGCCUCAGCAGUUGUCACCCAGAUCUUCCAAUUCAUCUGUCAGUGGAGUCAAGAAAGAAGAACCAAUAAUGAAAAUUCAUGCUGUUGCUUACUCAUCAACAGAAGAGCCACUGGCUUACAUCCCUCAGCCCCCACCAAACCCAAAGACUUAUCCAGGCUCUGCUGCCAACUCAGAUGGAAGUAAGGGGAAUGGGAAAUCUAAUCAUAGGACACAGUCUGCAGAUGUAUCUCCAGUGACCUCAACAUACUGUCUUUCUCCUCGACAGAAAGAACUGCAAAAACGACUGGAGCAAAAGAGAGAAAGGCUAAAGAGAGAGGAAGAACAACGGAAAAUAAAAGAAGAGAAAGAAAAGAAAAAAGAGAAUGACAUGGUAUUUAAAGCAUGGUUGCAAAAGAAGAGAGAGCAGGUUCUAGAAAUGAAGAGAAUUCAGCGAGCAAAGCAAAUUGAAGACAUGAACAGUAGACAGGAAGACAGAGAUCCACAACUAGCUUUUCAAUUAUGGCUUAAAAAAAAGCAUGAAGAACAGUUGAAAGAAAGAAAGACUGAAGAACUACGAAAGCAAGAGGAGUGCUUAUUUUUCCUUAAAGGAACAGAAGGCCGUGAAAGAGCCUUUAAACAAUGGCUAAGAAGGAAACGCAUAGAAAAACUAGCAGAGCAACAAGCUGUAAAAGAAAGAACUAGACAGCUCCGACUAGAAGCAAAGCGUUCUAAACAGUUACAGCAUCACCUGUAUACUAUGUCAGAAGCCAAAUCUUUUCGUUUUACUGAUCAUUACAACUGAAGGUAUCUAUUAAAUACUUCAUUUGGAA
Messenger RNA from Sus scrofa (pig), 1994 nucleotides. It is a transcript of the gene CCDC181, whose product is annotated as coiled-coil domain containing 181. The record is from RefSeq and is a predicted model, not a curated record. Gene Ontology annotation, molecular function: microtubule binding. Lineage: Eukaryota; Metazoa; Chordata; Mammalia; Artiodactyla; Suidae.